Molecule: messenger RNA, 2271 nt
Organism: Perognathus longimembris pacificus (Pacific pocket mouse)
Lineage: Eukaryota; Metazoa; Chordata; Mammalia; Rodentia; Heteromyidae
Gene: Pak3
Product: p21 (RAC1) activated kinase 3
Exons: 15
Coding region: 176-1810 (544 amino acids)
Biological process (GO): regulation of actin cytoskeleton organization; regulation of MAPK cascade; protein phosphorylation
Cellular component (GO): cytoplasm
Molecular function (GO): protein serine/threonine kinase activity; ATP binding
Source: RefSeq, a predicted model, not a curated record
UGUGUUGAGGCAGGAGAAGAGUCGGGGGGAGCAGGCUGGGCCCGGGCUGCGACCGCAGCCACGGGGCUGCGGGUCCCCAGCUCCACCAGCAGGAGCACUUGGAGGUAGAGGCAAGGUCUUGGCAGAGUGGCUGGCUGGACCGUGGCAGGAGCUGUGAACUCAGCCGUUGCUGAAAAUGUCUGACAGUCUGGAUAAUGAAGAAAAACCCCCAGCUCCCCCAAUGAGGAUGAACAGCAACAAUCGGGAUUCUUCAGCACUCAACCACAGCAGCAAACCACUUCCCAUGGCCCCAGAAGAGAAGAACAAGAAAGCCAGGCUUCGCUCUAUCUUCCCAGGAGGAGGGGAUAAAACCAAUAAGAAGAAAGAGAAAGAGCGCCCAGAGAUAUCUCUUCCUUCAGACUUUGAGCAUACGAUUCAUGUGGGGUUUGAUGCAGUCACCGGGGAGUUCACUGGAAUUCCUGAGCAGUGGGCUCGAUUACUCCAAACCUCGAACAUAACAAAACUGGAACAGAAGAAGAACCCUCAAGCUGUUCUAGAUGUUCUCAAAUUCUAUGAUUCCAAAGAAACAGUCAACAACCAGAAGUACAUGAGCUUUACAUCAGGAGAUAAAAGUGCGCAUGGGUACAUAGCAGCACACGCUUCGAGUACAAAAACAGCAUCAGAGCCUCCAUUGGCUCCCCCUGUAUCUGAAGAGGAAGAUGAAGAAGAAGAGGAGGAAGAAGAUGACAAUGAGCCCCCACCAGUUAUUGCACCAAGACCAGAGCAUACAAAAUCAAUCUAUACUCGUUCUGUGGUUGAAUCCAUUGCUUCACCAGCAGUACCAAAUAAAGAAGUUACACCCCCAUCUGCUGAGAAUGCCAAUUCCAGUACUUUGUAUAGAAAUACAGACCGGCAAAGGAAAAAAUCCAAGAUGACAGAUGAGGAGAUUCUAGAGAAGCUAAGAAGCAUUGUGAGUGUUGGUGACCCAAAGAAAAAAUAUACAAGAUUUGAAAAAAUUGGUCAAGGGGCAUCAGGUACUGUGUACACAGCACUAGAUAUUGCAACAGGACAAGAGGUGGCUAUAAAGCAGAUGAACCUUCAGCAACAACCCAAAAAGGAAUUAAUUAUUAAUGAAAUUCUGGUCAUGAGGGAAAAUAAGAACCCUAAUAUUGUUAACUAUUUAGACAGCUACUUAGUGGGUGAUGAACUAUGGGUAGUUAUGGAAUACUUGGCUGGUGGCUCUUUAACUGAUGUGGUCACAGAGACUUGUAUGGAUGAAGGACAGAUAGCAGCAGUCUGCAGAGAGUGCCUCCAAGCUUUGGAUUUCUUGCACUCAAACCAAGUAAUCCAUAGAGACAUAAAGAGUGACAAUAUUCUUCUCGGGAUGGACGGUUCUGUUAAAUUGACUGACUUUGGGUUCUGUGCCCAGAUCACUCCUGAACAAAGUAAACGAAGCACUAUGGUGGGAACACCCUAUUGGAUGGCACCUGAAGUGGUAACGCGAAAAGCUUAUGGUCCAAAAGUUGACAUCUGGUCUCUGGGAAUUAUGGCAAUUGAAAUGGUGGAAGGUGAACCCCCUUACCUUAAUGAAAAUCCACUCAGGGCAUUAUAUCUGAUAGCCACUAAUGGGACCCCAGAGCUCCAGAAUCCUGAGAGAUUGUCAGCUGUGUUCCGUGACUUUUUAAAUCGCUGUCUUGAGAUGGAUGUGGAUAGGCGAGGAUCUGCCAAGGAGCUUUUGCAGCAUCCAUUUUUAAAAUUAGCCAAGCCUCUCUCCAGCCUGACUCCUCUGAUUAUUGCUGCAAAGGAAGCAAUUAAGAACAGCAGCCGCUAGGACUUCAAGCCUUACCCUCUCCAUCUCCCUCAUGAGUAAGACUGAAAUAAAACUGCUGCAGGAAAGAUGAAGACAAGACAGUCAAAGGGGGUGGGGAGUUCUUUAACUUUCAAAUGAAUAGAUACUUCUUAUAAGCCUUUUUUCCUACUCCCUCAGACUAUGUAAUUUAUUUGUAAGCCUGAACCGCAGCCCCAUCGGGGCAGCAAUGUCGAAGUGACUAUCAAGUGGUCACUUCUACCGUGAAGCGAAAGAGCCAGUAGUGAAUCCCCUCAUCUUGUGCAUUCACUUUGAAGAAAAAUAUUUCUCAAAGAUGCACACUCCCUCUUCAUAGUGUUGUGUUUGUUUUUAAGUUAGAGAGUAGUCCCUCUUGCAUUCAAACCUCCUUCAAACCCCUUACCCAAUGUGAUGUUUUCACUUGCAUUGUCAUUAGAUGUCCAGAAAAAAUAUGUCAAAUGUUUUUU